AUGAACAAUAAUCAUAAAGGGGCAGAUGGGGAUGAUUUAUCAAUAAUAUCAAAAGAUAGUUUUGAAAAAGAAUCCAAUAAUAAUAACAAAGAUACUCCACAUAACUUUGAAAUUGAUUAUCAAGAAUCACUUUCAGAGUUUGAAGAAAACGAAAGACAAAUAAAAAGUGAAAUAAUUUUAGAAGAGUCAUUAGGAAAAAAUCAAUUAAACGAACUUAAAAAAGAAUUAACAAUUGUACAAGAAGAAGAUUCACAAGAUUUGUCUAAUUAUAAUCGAGAUUUAUCAAUGGAUGAAUCUGAUAUAUAUAAAAAUGAUUCACCAAUUAAAGAAAUAAUAAUAGAAGGAAAGGAAAAUGAAUUAAUACAAGAAUCAACAAAUUCAACUAUUAAGCUUGAGAAAUCAAAUAAAAUUGACAGUAAUGAAAUAGAUGAAAUUGUACAACACAGUUAUAGUCCAGAUUACCCAACUGAACCACCACCAGCUUAUAUGGAAAAUGAUGAACAUCAUGGAUCAAAUUUUUUAAAAAAUCAAUUAAAAAAUUCAUACUAUAAUUUUAACAAUGAAGAUGAUAAUAAUACAUCUGCAGAUAAUUAUGAAAAACUUAAUAAUACACAAAAUAUGAGAAAUAAUAAUGAAUCAAGUGGUAUACAGGGUAUUGCAUCAGCAUUUAAUGGUUUAAAUAGUUUAGCAAAAGCUUUUACUAGUCCAAAAAUUAAAUCUUUUAAAGAACAAUCUUUCUCUGAAGAAGAUGCAGAUGAUGAUGAUAUACUUGAAAGUCCUUUAGAAGAAGAUACAUAUUUUAAUAAAAAAGAAGAACUUCAAUCUAAAGGAUUGAAAAUGACAAAUGAAUUAAGUAAACUAUUUGAGAUGAUUGAAGAAUAUACUCCUAAUAACAUUGACCCACCUUAUCGUUUACUACCAUUUAUACCAGACUAUGCACCUGCAGUUGGUGAUGUUGACCCAUUUAUAAAGAUUCCAAGACCAGAUGAGGUUGAAGAUAAUUUAGGUCUUACAAUUCUUGAUGAACCAGCAAUAGAACAGAGUGAUCCAACAGCUAUUGGUUUAUUAAUGUCUAAAAAUUUUAAAGAAAUUUCAAAUGUAGAUGAUAAAGACGCUCCUGUUAAACAAAUAUCAAGUAAUGUUAAUAAAACAGCAAUUUUAAAUCAAUGGAUAACAAAUGUCAAAGAAAUUCAAAAUACUAAACAAGCUACUACAGUACCUCAUAUAAAAAAUUUACCUGAUAUUGAAAAAUUAAUGCAAGAAUGGCCUGAAAAUGUUGAAAAAAUAAUAAGAAAAAUUCGUUUACCAACAGCUAAUCUAAAUGUAGAUUUAAAAGAAUUUGUAGACAUAUGCUUAGGCAUUGUUGAUAUUCCAGUUAUUGAUAGUAGAAUUAAAAGUCUACAUAUAUUCUUUACAUUGUAUGCAGAAUUUAAAAAAUCACAACAUUUUAAAAAUAUGUCAAUGUCGGAUGGACUUUCUCAGUUUGGUGAUACCAAAGUUCGUAAUACAGAUAGAUUAGAAUUAUAA
Molecule: messenger RNA, 1527 nt
Organism: Strongyloides ratti
Lineage: Eukaryota; Metazoa; Nematoda; Chromadorea; Rhabditida; Strongyloididae
Product: Intraflagellar transport protein 46 homolog
Exons: 3
Coding region: 1-1527 (508 amino acids)
Biological process (GO): intraciliary transport; cilium assembly
Cellular component (GO): intraciliary transport particle B; centrosome; motile cilium
Source: RefSeq, a predicted model, not a curated record